GUGGGAGUUCACGGAGUUAAAACCUAAAAGCUUAUGUCCGUGUGUUUAUUAAAUCAAAGCAGAGAUGUAGCAUUCCCUCGUUGUGAAUGUACACUGGCCAGUUUAACUUUAAACUGAAUUCUGCUGCUGGCGGCAGGUUUGGGCGUUUAGACGUUGACAAGGAAGAAACUACGCAAGCGUAAAAGUCCAAAAUCAUGGUUUGUCUCCUGUGGCCACGGGUUUCUCCAAGAUCUCUGCUCUUCUUUCUGUUUUUCUUCUUUUGUGGGACUUCUUCACUUCAAGCAGAGAGACACUCGCUGUAUUACAUUUACACUAGUUUGUCCAAACCUGUGGAUCUGCCGGGCAUCUAUGACUUCACUGCUAUGGGUCUGCUAGACGACACACAGAUUGAAUAUUACAAUAGUAAAGAAAAGAGAAAGAUUCCCACACAGCGCUGGAUGAAGGAGAAAAUGCUGGAGGAUUACUGAGAAAAAGGCACUCAGUCGAGAAAGAGCAAAGAACAGUGGUUUAACGUCAAUAUCAAGAUUCUGAUGGAGCGCAUGAGGCACAAUCAUUCAGAUCUUCAUGUUCUUCAGUGGAGACACGGUUGUGAAGUUGAGCAGCAGGGAAGUCAAGUGAAGUUUCUCAAAGGUGUUUCGGAGUACAGCUAUGACGGAGAAAACUUCCUGUCUUUUGAUGAUAGAGAGUCUCAAUGGGUCGCCCCAGUUUACGCAGCUCUACCAACCAAGAGAAAAUGGGACAGUGUGCCGAUCCUAAACCAAUACACCAAAGGUUACCUGGAGAAAGAGUGUGGGGACUGGCUCAACAAAUUCAGAGAAUAUGGAGACGAGGAGCUCAGAAAUGGCCCGCCUCCAGAUGUUCAUAUAUUUGCAAAGAAGUCUAUCAGUGACAAAACCAAGCUGACACUGACCUGUCUGGCCACCGGCUUCUACCACAAAGACGUGAUGCUGACCAUUAGGAGAUAUCGCAGAUCUCUGCCUGAUGAUGAGAUUGAAUCCUCAGGAGUCAGACCAAACCAUGAUGGAUCCUAUCAGCUGAGGAAGAGUGUGGAGAUCAAGAAGGAGGAAAGAGAUGAAUAUGAUUGUCUUGUGUCCCAAAGAACCCUCAAAGAACCAAUCAUCAUCAAAUGGGUUGGAGCAUGCAUUGAUUGCCAUGUAAAUGUUUGGAUUGGAGUUGUGAUUGCAGUUGUGAUUGGGCUGGCAGGUGUUGCUUCUGUGCUUUACGUCUUAGUGAAGAAAAAGAUCAUUGUUUUCAGAAGCAGAAACCCACCAGAACCAGAUCGGGAUGCUGGAGUUCCUCUAAAUAAAGGACUCCGACAGACCGACACUAGUAUUACAGCAAAAUCAGCACUACAAUCUGAUUUAGAGAGAUGCGAAUGCGAUAUUGGUCAAUAUAUCGACACUAUCAUUAUUGUGGAUCCAAGAUGGCGGCUUAGAGAGUCAAGUUUAUCAGACUGCGGACCAAUGCACAUUUAACAGAGGUGCCCAUUUUUUUCUUUGGUGCUUGUUGCACUGUUUUCUAUCUGCCUCAAAGAAACACUAAAAUCUCAAGCAACCAGAGCUGAAUCAAAUGCUCAGGCUGAGGAUAAUGCUGCUGUUAGUUCAGAUGCUAACACUAAUGUUUCUUACCCCGCCCUGCGCCAGAUUAUCACGUUUCAAAACAGAGUUUUGCAUCAACAUAACAACUUGAUGACUAUGAAAAGCAAAUCAUUGAAACUGGGAGCUGAAUCUCACUUAAAUCGAGGAAAAACUGGAGGCGCUAGAUGCCGUCAGGUGCUUGUGGGGCUCUGGCUGCAAUUUUAGUUUAUAUGCUGUUGAAUGUUUUAGGUUUGAACAUUGUUACGAGUAUAA
This is a messenger RNA of Pimephales promelas (fathead minnow), 1850 nucleotides long. The record is from RefSeq and is a predicted model, not a curated record. NCBI's taxonomy places the organism in Eukaryota, Metazoa, Chordata, Actinopteri, Cypriniformes, Leuciscidae.